AUAUCCACCUCAGGUAAACCAAAGUCUACAAGUGCACAGGCUGUUGGACAUAUAAGAAAACACUCCAUUUCUUCAAGAUAAGGGUGUUAGAAGAACAUGGACAUUACCGUGUUUCUUUUCAUUUUUGCCGUGGGUUUCAGCACCAGAAUGAAUUUACCUGCUGAAGCACAGAAUACAGAAAGGUUUAGAAGAUCAGACUGUGAAGAUGCUGUCAUUGAAGGCACAUUGGGAGCCAUAUCACUGGUGCUGCUGAUUUUUAAUAUAGCUGCUAUCUGCUAUAUAUUAAGAAAUAAAAGAUUUGAAGCUUUACCCAAAUCUCCCGACCAUUCUGACCAGACCCAUGGCAACCAAGAUAGCAGUGAGGGUGGGGAAAAUGUUUAUGCACAGUUAGGAGAGCAGGAACCACAGCAACAAUACACUGAACUUGAACUCCAGAGAAGAGGUACUCAAUUACAAGAGGAGAAUGAAAGACAGAGCAUGAACCAACGUUUACCCAAAUCUUCUAACCAUUCUGACCAAACCCACAGGAAUCAGGCUAACAGAAAUGGUGGUGAAAAUACUUAUGCACAGUUAGGAGAGCAGGAACCCCAGCAUCAAUACACUGAACUUGAACUCCAGAGAAGAGGUACUCAGUUCCACGAAGAGAACGAGAGACAAAACGUGAACCAACGUUUACCCCAAUUUUCAGACAACUCUGACCAAACCCACAGCAAUCAGGAUGACAGAGAAGGUUGUGAAAAUACUUAUGCACAGUUAGGAGAACAGGAACCCCAGCACCAAUACACUGAACUUGAACUCCAGAGAAGAGGUACUCAGUUCUAUGAAGUGAAUGAAAGACAGUAUGUGAACCUAGGUUUUCAAAUGGGUGUUGCCGACAGCCAUGACAUAUAAAAUGAACUUUUUCAAGAUCAAACUGAUGAUACCAAGAAAAUGGACCGAUAUGAAAUCAUGACAGCUGAAUGUCAGAAGGAACAUAUCUAUAUUACGAAAAUAUUUACCAAUAGUAUACACAACUGUAUGGGACAGUAUAUACAAGGCAGCAAAGCUGUCAAAUGUACAGACAAAAAUCACAUAAUAAAGAUGCACAAAAUAUAUCAUUUUGGCCAUUUUGAUGCAAUAAUGCUUAUAACUGCACAAAAUAAUAAUAUAUAAUGCUUAACAGCAUAAACACCAUUACUAUUGCUUACGCGGUAAUACAGAAAAUGUUACUUGUACAGAGCUUCAGGUGGAUAGGAGUGAAAAGUCAUUUCUUGAACACGUCAGUUUGAAAAAUGAAAAAUGAAAAAAGGAAACAUUACAAAAAUAGUCCAAUAAAGCU
Messenger RNA from Lingula anatina, 1318 nucleotides. RefSeq lists its product as uncharacterized. The record is from RefSeq and is a predicted model, not a curated record. Lineage: Eukaryota; Metazoa; Brachiopoda; Lingulata; Lingulida; Lingulidae.